Messenger RNA from Arachis stenosperma, 1459 nucleotides. RefSeq lists its product as uncharacterized. Gene Ontology annotation, biological process: glycerophospholipid biosynthetic process. The record is from RefSeq and is a predicted model, not a curated record. Lineage: Eukaryota; Viridiplantae; Streptophyta; Magnoliopsida; Fabales; Fabaceae. Bases 120 to 1265 code for a protein of 381 amino acids. The transcript is spliced from 12 exons. Gene Ontology annotation, cellular component: mitochondrion.
GGCUCCUUUAUGGGCUAAGCUCAAUUGGGGAACCCGUUAUGAUUCGGUGGUUUUCUGGUAACUAACUUGAGCUCAGGUGGUUCACUCUGGUGAUCGGAAAACACAGAAACGAAUCAACGAUGGCGAGGUUCCAUCUCUUCAGGAAAGCAUUGCAGAGCGAAGUGAGGAAGCGAACUACGUUCUCGUCUCUAGCACCUUCUCGCUCAUUUUCUCAGCUCUCUUCGCCAUCGCAACAACGCCCUUCCUUUGGCAUUGCGUUCGACAUCGAUGGAGUCAUUCUCCUCGGAAACUCCCCGGUCGGCGGUUCUCCGGCAGCGCUAAGAAGAUUAUACGAUUCCACUGGUAGACUCAGAAUCCCUUAUGUCUUCCUUACCAAUGGUGGUGGUUUUCCUGAAGCUAAAAGGGCCUCUGAGCUGAGUCAAAUAUUGGGUAUAAACAUCUCACCUGCACAGGUUUUACAGGGCCAUUCACCAUUUAGGCAAUUGGCUAGCAGAUUUGAGAAUGAGCUCGUUGUUGCUGCGGGAAAAGGGGAACCUGCUGCAGUGAUGUCUGAAUAUGGCUUUAAAAAUGUUCUUACAAUUGAUGAAUAUGCAUCAUGCUUUGAACAUAUUGAUCCAUUGGCCCCAUACAAGAAAUGGACUACCAAGAAUGUAAAGGUUAAUGAGAGCACUCCAAGGAAUGAUGUCUUCUCUGAAAGGGUUCAAGCAGCAUUCAUAGUUAGUGACCCUGUUGAUUGGAGCAGGGACAUACAGGUUCUAUGCGACAUAUUAAAAACAGGAGGCCUGCCCGGAAGAAAUACUGGACCACAACCAAGUCUAUAUUUUGCAAAUGAUGACCUUGAAUACCAGACUGCAUUUCCUUCUGAACGUUUGGGAAUGGGAGCUUUCAGGAUUGCAUUAGAAUCCAUCUUCAAUAGUAUUCACUCUCAACCUCUGGAUUACACAAGUUUUGGCAAACCUAAUCCAUCUGUAUUCCAGAAUGCAGAGAUUGUGUUACGACAACUUGUUCCGCUGGUUUACAAUGAUGUCCCUGCUAAAAAUCACAACAAUGCUCAACAUUUUAAAACACUUUACAUGAUUGGAGAUAAUCCUGCAGUUGACAUUAGGGGUGCACGACAGACUGGCCAUCCUUGGUUUUCUAUUCUCACGAGAACUGGAGUAUUCAAGGGGAAGGAAAAUCAUCACAAAUUCCCAGCAGAUCUGGUUGUUGACAGUGUAGAAGAGGCAGUGGACUACAUUCUGACCAAAGAAUGCAAAGAUUCGUAGGGUUCAUCAACUUUUAAGGUCCUGAAUUUUUUCGAGCUCAAAGAUAAUAUUUUAGAAUUCAUUGGUGAUUCUAUGAUCAAUCAUAGCUUAAUAAUAUUUGUCAGCAAAAAAUACAAUAAUUUUUAUGGCUUGCUCUGCCAUUUAUUUGAAGCAUUAGUUACUUCAUAUUUCAUUGGAAAAAAAAUUUAAUUAUU